AUGCAGUUACUACGGUUGGACCUGAAUUUGUUGGCUGCAAGAAGGGUGAUCCUGUAUGUAAUUAAUGAGUUGGUUGCUUUUCCCAAACUUGAAGCGUUGAUCUUCCAGGAUAUGCCCAACUGGGAGGAGUGGUCUUUUUUGGAGGAAGAAGUUGUUGCUGCUGAUGGACUGGGAGAGGAUGGAGCUGCUGAGAUUCGAAAAGAGGAUGCCCAACCUGCAAGGGUGCGACUGCUGCCUCGUUUGUUGGAAUUGCAACUUCUCGGUUGCCCGAAGCUGAGGGAUCUCCCGCGACAGCUUGGAAAGGAUACCGCAUGUUUGAAGGAGCUCAGUUUAAGAGAACUAAACAACCUGAAGGCCGUGGAGGAUCGCCCGGUGCUCUCUGAGGUCCUUGAUAUUGGGUUUUGUGAAGGCCUUGAGAGGAUCUGCAGCCUCCCUCAAGUGACAGAGCUGCGUGUAGGUGGUUGUCCAAACUUAAGCCAUUUAGAGGGAUUGGGCAGUUUGCAGCGGCUGGGGCUGAGCAAGGAUAUGCAAGAGAUCUCUUCCCGCUGGGUGCCUGGGCUUCAGAAGCAGCACCAGCGACUUCAUGGUGAAGACCUGGAUGUCUACACGUGGCGUUAG
This is a messenger RNA of Triticum turgidum subsp. durum (durum wheat), 618 nucleotides long. The record is from the annotation of a GenBank genome assembly. Lineage: Eukaryota; Viridiplantae; Streptophyta; Magnoliopsida; Poales; Poaceae.